Messenger RNA from Paramecium octaurelia, 542 nucleotides. Lineage: Eukaryota; Ciliophora; Oligohymenophorea; Peniculida; Parameciidae. The record is from the annotation of a GenBank genome assembly.
AUGCUGUUCGAAUAUGUUUAAAUUAUUUCGACUAGAGAAGAUGAAUCUCUCUCUAUAGAAGCACUAGGAGAGAUUGCAAAGUAAUUGGCGUUCAAUUAUAAUUUCAUGAUCUUAACUCGUAAAUUUAAAGAAUUUCAAGAAUUACAGAAGCUUAAAGAAAGUUCCCAUAGUUUACCUCAAUGCUUGAGUUGUAAUCUGAUGUUAAUCGUAUCUAUCAACAGGGAGCAUUUUCCUUUGAUGUAACUACUCCAUAAUAUGACAAGUAAGAGUUGUGUAGACAUUUAGCAUAACUUGCAAAAGUUCAAAAUUGUACGAAUAAACAAUCCUGCAAGUUAGUAAAUAUGAACCUGUAAUCCAACAGAAAACUGUAGAGCAGUCAGAAUAUGGUGAGGAUUAGUUUUAAAAAGAAGUAUUUAACGCACAGUGUAAUUUAAAUCUAGAAAAAUGAGCAUACUUUAGUCUAUCAAGUUUCAGUUUCUAACUAACAGGAUGGAUCAAAAGAUGAUGUUCAAGAUAAUCAUCAACACCCAAACUUUAAUUGA